ACCGGUUCGAAAACAUAACAAAAAACGUACGAGCGACCAGUCUUCCGAAAGGAGAAGGCACCCCUGCGGGGUGCACGUGGGUCAUAAUUCUGUAUGGAAAAAGGGAAACGUCGCUCCGAGAGACGGAAAGUUGCAGGGUGAAGAGAUGGACUCCUCCGGUCCGCCCCGAGCCCUCAGCGGGACGGGUUUACCGGCUGCUGUAAGCUCGGCAUACCCGGGGAGGUCCAGAGGCAUAACAGAUGCAGCAGUCGUUGUGAUGCCGGGGUCGCUUCAGGGAUGCAGUCAGCUGGCUUGGAGAAGUUCUGCGCGGCUGUUGAUACGCUGUGGGUGGCGAAUGCUUUUGGUGGCUGGUGAAAGAAGUGCAGGAGGACACGUGCACUGCUGAGGUCGGCUGCUGAGGCAGAAGGGUCUCUUUGUUAGGACGGGGAGUUUGUGGUACUCUUUAGGAAGGGAUUAAACAAGCAGCUGCCAGCAGGGCUGCGGGUCCCAGGCCGUGGCAGCCAUUCAGCCUUUGUGAUGCUUUUGCACGAUUUCCCAUCAGUCUAUAGCAGAAGUUUUUUGAGACUUUUUUAUUAUUAUUUAAUUAAUUAUUUUUGACUUUGCACUCCAGAAUUUCAUUCUGCCUUCCUUACUGCAGAAUCCUUCCUCCGGAGUCAGCGUUAAGCAGAGGAACGUUCUGCUUUCUUUCUUCCUGGGGUUUCACGUCUCCCCUGCCUUAAAAUUAUUCUCCCCUGUGAAUAUUUCAGCGUGCUGCUGCUCAAAGGCUUCCUAACGAGGAAGGAAAAGGGCAAUUCAUGCGGCUCAUGGCAGUUCCCCAGCUGAACUCUGAAACUCUGAAAGCACCUCAGGAGCUGAACGCCACUGUGCUAAAAGAUCAACUGCAGCAGCAGAGGCACUGAACGUGUGCCCAGAACUGGAGGAGCGUGCCUUUGUGACCUCCAAGUUCUGCUGAAUUUGGUGAUAACGCUGACAUGCGAGGUCCUAUUAGAAGCUCGGGUGCGCUCUACAUUGUUGGGGGAUCUUUUGGACUCCGUGAGUUUGCUCAGAUAAGAUACGACGUCCACAAACUACAUGGCAAGGUUGAUCCUGCUUUGAAGGAAAAAUUGAAGCAGAACAAUGUGACGUUGGAGUCUGAAUAUGAGAAAUUGGAACAAUCUGACUUGGAUAACUGGGAGAACAUCAGAGGACCCCAGCUGUGGGAAGAUUCCAGGGCUGUUCAGAAGCAGCGGCGGGAGGCUGCCCGUCUCAAGACAGAGUGAUUGAGCAAGUCUGCUUUGCUGUCUACAGAGCCAAGUAUCAGGCUGGACUACCUUAUUUUCUAAUCCAGCAUCAGGAACAGAUUUGGGACAGAAGAAUUGCCCUGAGCCAUUCAUGCCACUAUGUAUAUAACUAAAUGUGAGAUCAAACCAAAAAGCACUAUGUUGUAUGAAGUUCUUUGUUUGCAUCCAUUUGCACAGAAUUCUACAGGCUGUAUAUGAGAGUUCUCAAUUAAAAAAAAAAAAAAAAAAAAAAAAAAGCUGAUUUUGGGACUAUCACAGUUUUCCUUUUUCUUUGUUUUUCAACAACUGCAGUUCAAAAGUGAGGUGCUUCAGCAAGAGUUCACAUUUCAAGAGUCAUUUCUCAGUGCCACAGUGAAAACAACAGUGCUGUCAUCUUGAUGUGUGUGACCAGAUAAGUGCUGCUUUGGAGAGCCCCUGCGUGACUUCAAGCUCUUAAGCUUGGAAGGAACUCCACAGGCAUAUGAACUGUUCAGAAACAGUGAGCUUGUUUUUUGCUAAAUAAUAUUCUUGUGUUUCUUUUUCAGGAACUUGUCUGUACAGCACUGUGUGCAGAGUGUCAGCUGGUAAUUGGUCAAGUUGCAUUUAUUUAGCUAUGGGCUGAUUUUUUUAUUAGUUUAACUAUCAAUGUCUGCAUGCAGGCAGGACCUUUGUGUUGGAGCUUCUCAGCUUAAGUUACCAAGACCUGUGCAGUUUUCAUGUGAGCAAGCAUUGCAACAACAUCUUCCUGAAGCACUGUGUAGUGAUAAAGCGCAUCUUACGUGUAUGAUUAAGUGUAUAUUUGUUCACAUGCAUGGAAAUGCUUACCUUUUGAUGAAUUAUUCAGAACUGUCUUUUUGUCUUUGCUGCUUAUUUGCUAUUAGAGGAGGACAUGCUUCUUCAGAGGAAUGGAGCACUAGAGCACUGAUUAACAGUAGAUUCUGGAUUCAGAGUAUUCAGUGAUGCCUUUAGGUAGAAACCUUGGGAACUCACAAACGUGUGGCUUUUCUCUCUGCAGAGGAUUUGUCAAAUGCAAUUGAAAUGUACUUUCGGACACUUUA
This is a messenger RNA of Gallus gallus (chicken), 2317 nucleotides long. RefSeq names its product COX16, cytochrome c oxidase assembly homolog (gene COX16). Gene Ontology annotation, cellular component: mitochondrial inner membrane. NCBI's taxonomy places the organism in Eukaryota, Metazoa, Chordata, Aves, Galliformes, Phasianidae. The record is from RefSeq and is a predicted model, not a curated record. The coding region runs from base 972 to 1259 and encodes 95 amino acids. The transcript has 4 exons. Gene Ontology annotation, biological process: mitochondrial respiratory chain complex IV assembly.